GUACUUGGCUUCCUUGGCUUACUUAAAUGGCUUGGCUUACUUAGGUACUUGGCUUGCUUCAGUGUCUUGGCCUACUUGAGUGUCUUGGCCUACUUCAGUUACUUGGCGUACUUGAGGUACUUGGCUUACUUUUUGUGUCUUGGCCUACUUCAGUACCUUGGCGUGCUUUAGGUACAUGGCUUACUUAAAUGUCUUGGCCUGCUUGAGUGUCUUGGCUUACUUUUGUGUCUUGGCCUACUUCAUUGACUUGGCGUGCUUGAGUGUCUUGGCCUACUUUAGUUACUUGGCGUGCUUGACUGUCUUGGCUUAAUUUUGUGUCUUGGCCUACUUCAGUAACCUGGCGUGCUUGAGUGUCUUGGCCUACUUCAGUAACUUGGCGUGCUUGAGUGUCUUGGCCUACUUUAGUUACUUGGCGCACUUGAGUGUCUUGGCUUACUUCAGUAACUUGGCGUACUUGAGUGUCUUGGCCUACUUUUGUGUCUUGGCCUACUCCAGUAACUUGGCGUACUUGAGUGUCUUGGCCUACUUUUGUGUCUUGGCCUACUUCAGUUACUUGGCGUAGGCUUACUUUUGUGUCUUCGCCUACUUCAGUAACUUAGCGUACUUGAGUGUCUUGGCCUACUUCAGUUACUUUGCGUACUUGAGUGUCUUGGCCUACUUCAGUUACUUGGCGUGCCGGCUUGAGUGUCUUGGCCUACUUCAGUUACUUGGCGUACUUGAGUGUCUUGGCUUAUUUACUUUUGUGUCUUGGCCUACUCCAGUAACUUAGCGUACUUGAGUGUCUUGGCCUACUUCAGUUACUUGGCGUGCUUGAGUGUCUUGGCCUACUUCAGUUACUUGGCGUGCUUGAGUGUCUUGGCCUACUUUUGUGUCUUGGCCUACUUCAGUAACCUGGCGUGCUUGAGUGUCUUGGCCUACUUCAGUAACUUAGCGUACUUGAGUGUCUUGGCCUACUUCAGUUACUUGCCGUACUUGAGUGUCUUGGCUUACUUCAGUAACUUGGCGUGCUUGAGUGUCUUGGCCUACUUCAGUUACUUGGCGUGCUUGAGUGUCUUGGCCUACUUUUGUGUCUUGGCCUACUUCAGUUACUUGGCGUACUUUUGUGUCUUGGCCUACUUCAGUUACUUGGCGUACUUGGGUGUCUUGGCUUACUUUUGUGUCUUGGCCUACUUUAGUUACUUGGCGUACUUGAGUGUCUUGGCCUACUUUUGUGUCUUGGCCUACUUUAGUUACUUGGCGUACUUGAGUGUCUUGGCCUACUUUUGUGUCUUGGCCUACUUCAGUUACUUGGCGUACUUGAGUGUCUUGGCUUACUUUUGUGUCUUGGCCUACCCCAGUAACUUAGCGUUCUUGAGUGUCUUGGCCUACUUCAGUUACUUGGCGUGCUUGAGUGUCUUGGCCUACUUCAGUUACUUGGCGUACUUGAGUGUCUUGGCCUACUUCAGAAACUUGGCGUGCUUGAGUGUCUUGCCUUACUUCUGUGUCUUGGCCUACUUCAGUUACUUGGCGUGCUUGAGUGUCUUGGCCUACUUCAGUUAC
This is a messenger RNA of Porites lobata, 1539 nucleotides long. The record is from the annotation of a GenBank genome assembly. NCBI's taxonomy places the organism in Eukaryota, Metazoa, Cnidaria, Anthozoa, Scleractinia, Poritidae.